AAAAAACACAAGAAAAAACACACACACACACUCUCUCUAUCUCUCACUUCUUUCUCUCUCUACUUUCUCUCUCUUCCGUUUCCGAUCCAAGAAAGAAAUCUCAAACACUCACAACAACAGCUGUAGACACCUAAAUCAGGCGCCGACAAAUUGUUUCAGUUUUCAGUUUUUUUGUUUUUGUUUUCUCAAUCUAAAUCUGUGUUUGUCUCUGUUUUUUGUGAUCCCGAGUUUGUUGUGACUCGGCCGAGUUCGAACUCAGUUCAGCAUUGAUUCUAUAUCUUAUCAUUGAAGUUUCAGUCCCAAACAAUAAUGGUUGUUGUGGCGGAUGUGAUUUUAUGAUAAGACUGUACUACUGACUCGUUUGGUUGGUGGGUGGUGUGGUGGAGGAAGAGGAGAAAAGGUGUGGUGUGGGUUUAGGGUUUGUUCGAUUCUCUUCUUCUUCUUCGGUUUUGUUUGGGAAUGGAGACUACUCAGAGUUCGAGCAGUUGGAGAGAUGCAUACAAGGGUAUGUCUUCUGAUAAUAUCAAGGGUUUGGUUCUUGCUCUUUCUUCAAGUUUCUUCAUUGGUGCUAGCUUCAUUGUUAAGAAAAAGGGUUUGAAGAAAGCUGGGGCUUCCGGUGUCAGAGCGGGUGUGGGAGGAUAUUCUUACUUAUACGAGCCACUUUGGUGGGUGGGCAUGAUUACAAUGAUUGUUGGAGAAAUCGCUAACUUUGCAGCUUAUGCAUUUGCACCGGCUAUACUGGUCACCCCUCUCGGUGCCCUUAGCAUAAUUAUCAGUGCUGUACUUGCACAUAUUAUUCUACGGGAGAAACUUCAUAUAUUUGGAAUACUUGGUUGUGCUCUAUGUGUUGUGGGUUCUACGACAAUUGUUUUACAUGCUCCUCAAGAACGCGGAAUUGAUUCUGUGACAGAAGUUUGGGAUCUUGCCAUGGAGCCAGCUUUUCUUUUUUAUGCGGCCCUGGUUGUAACAGCUGCACUUGUACUUGUAUUCCACUUCAUCCCACUUUACGGCCAGACACACAUUAUGGUUUACAUUGGAGUUUGUUCCCUUGUUGGUUCAUUGUCGGUCAUGAGUGUAAAAGCGCUAGGAAUUGCUCUGAAGUUGACAUUGUCAGGAACUAAUCAGCUUAUAUAUCCCCAAACAUGGGCCUUCACUUUAGUUGUAGUUUUUUGUGUUAUCACUCAAAUGAAUUAUUUGAACAAGGCUCUUGAUACUUUCAACACAGCCGUUGUCUCUCCCAUAUAUUAUACCAUGUUCACAUCAUUAACUAUUUUGGCUAGUGUUAUCAUGUUUAAGGAUUGGGAUAGGCAAAGUCCAACUCAAGUUAUCACAGAAAUGUGCGGGUUUGUGACUAUCCUCUCAGGGACUUUUCUACUUCACAAAACAAAAGACAUGGCCGAUGGUACUUCCUCUCAAUUAUCUCAAAUUCUUCCUUACAUUCUGAACCUUUGUUUGAUAAUGUUAUUAAAAUCGCGUGUAGGUUCAUCAUCGUCCACACGCAUGCACAAAUAUUCAGAAGAGGACGGAUUUGGCCCAGAAGGGAUACCUCUUAGACGGCAGGAAUCCAUGAGAUCGCCAUAAAUCUUAUUCUUUAUAAUUGAGAUUCUACCAUGUCAAGAAUGAAAUUUGCAUUACUUGUGUGGGGGAAAGAAGAAGUAGAGGGUUCACCCGGCCUUUGGUGUUCAUUUGUUAUCGGUACCUCGUCCCACUUAUCCAUCCCCGGCAUAUCCUUUAGAGAAGAUGGGUGAGAAUUUUUGGUGUUUCUAUCUCCUUUCCCUAAAUCGAGUUUCGGCUUCUACAGUUAGCUGGUUUCAGCUGCCAUCUUUGUAUACCGUUUCGCAUAUUCGUCGUCUUUGUUGUUCUUCUACAACCAUUGAUACUUGCCAAUGUAAUUUUGUGCACAUUGGUUAUACAUAUAUUGUACUGUAUCUGACAAAUGCUACUUCAAUGAAUUCUUGCAAGGACUAAAAGAGAAUCUGAACUUUGCCCUUA
Molecule: messenger RNA, 1992 nt
Organism: Cannabis sativa
Lineage: Eukaryota; Viridiplantae; Streptophyta; Magnoliopsida; Rosales; Cannabaceae
Product: probable magnesium transporter NIPA4
Exons: 8
Coding region: 460-1581 (373 amino acids)
Biological process (GO): magnesium ion transport
Cellular component (GO): membrane
Molecular function (GO): magnesium ion transmembrane transporter activity
Source: RefSeq, a predicted model, not a curated record